This is a messenger RNA of Egretta garzetta (little egret), 2047 nucleotides long. It is a transcript of the gene VEZF1, whose product is annotated as vascular endothelial zinc finger 1. The transcript is spliced from 6 exons. Gene Ontology annotation, molecular function: RNA polymerase II cis-regulatory region sequence-specific DNA binding; DNA-binding transcription factor activity, RNA polymerase II-specific. Bases 304 to 1641 code for a protein of 445 amino acids. Gene Ontology annotation, cellular component: nucleus. The record is from RefSeq and is a predicted model, not a curated record. Gene Ontology annotation, biological process: regulation of transcription by RNA polymerase II. Lineage: Eukaryota; Metazoa; Chordata; Aves; Pelecaniformes; Ardeidae.
GCACACGAAGCCUCACAUCACCAACAGCAGGCAGCACAGAACAGUUUGUUGCCUCUCCUGAGCUCUGCUGUUGAGCCACCCGAUCAGAAGCCGAUUCUGCCCUUACCAAUAACGCAGAAACCUCAGCCUGCACCAGAAACAUUAAAGGAUGCUAUUGUUGGGAUUAAAAAGGAAAAACCUAAAACCUCCUUUGUGUGCACUUACUGCAGCAAAGCUUUCAGGGACAGCUACCAUUUGAGGCGUCACGAGUCCUGCCACACAGGGAUAAAGUUAGUGUCACGGCCAAAGAAAACUCCCACCACAAUGGUGCCCCUUAUCUCGACCAUCGCUGGUGACAACAGCCGAAGUUCAUUGGUUUCGACUAUCGCAGGCAUCCUCUCCACAGUCACUACGUCUUCCUCUGCCACCAACCCCAGCAGUAGUGCCGGCGCAACGGCUAUGGCAGUGACUCAGACGGUGAAGAAGCCCAGCAAGCCCGUUAAGAAGAACCAUGCUUGUGAGAUGUGCGGAAAGGCCUUCAGGGACGUCUACCACCUCAACCGGCACAAGCUGUCCCACUCAGAUGAAAAACCCUUUGAAUGUCCAAUUUGCAAUCAGCGCUUCAAGAGAAAGGAUCGCAUGACCUACCACGUGAGGUCUCACGAAGGUGGCAUCACGAAACCAUACACCUGUGGUGUUUGUGGAAAAGGCUUCUCGAGGCCCGAUCAUUUAAGCUGUCACGUUAAACAUGUUCACUCAACAGAGAGACCCUUCAAAUGCCAAACGUGCACUGCUGCCUUUGCCACCAAAGACAGACUGCGGACACACAUGGUGCGCCAUGAAGGAAAGGUAUCGUGUAAUAUCUGUGGUAAACUUCUGAGUGCAGCAUAUAUCACCAGCCACUUAAAGACACACGGGCAGAGCCAAAGUAUCAACUGUAAUACCUGUAAACAAGGCAUCAAUAAAAGCAUAGCAUGCAUGAGUGAAGAGACCAGCAAUCAGAAGCAGCAACAGCAGCAGCAACAACAGCAGCAGCAGCAACAACAGCAGCAGCAGCAGCAACAGCAGCAACAACAACAACAGCAGCAGCAGCAACAGCAGCAGCAGCAGCAGCAUGUAACAAGUUGGCCUGGAAAGCAGGUAGAGACCCUGAGAUUAUGGGAAGAGGCCGUCAAAGCGAGGAAGAAAGAAUGUCAGUUCACCUUUGAGAAGGCUAUAGAGUACGUACCAUUCGAAGCUGCUAACUUGUGCCAAACCUCCACUGCUGCUACUACGCCUGUGACUCUUACUACUCCAUUCAAUAUAACGUCCUCUGUGGCUUCUGGGACUAUCACAAACCCAGUCACAGUGGCAGCUGCAAUGAGCAUGAGAAGUCCAGUAAAUGUAUCAAGUGCAGUUAAUAUAUCCAGUCCGAUGAACCUAGGGCAUCCUGUAACUAUAACAAGUCCAUUAUCCAUGACAUCUCCAUUAACGCUCACCACACCAGUCAAUUUACCCACCCCAGUAACCGCUCCAGUGAAUAUAGCGCAUCCAGUCACUAUAACAUCUCCCAUGAACCUCCCCACACCAAUGACGUUAGCUGGUCCGUUAAAUAUAGCAAUGAGACCAGUAGAGAGCAUGCCUUUCCUGCCCCAGGCCUUGCCCACGUCUCCUCCCUGGUAAAGAAUUUCUAAACAGUAUUAAAAAGGAUUAAAAUGGAAUCCUUACCAGCAGUUCUUUUUUGGGUUUUGUUUGGUUGGGGUUUUUUUUUUUUUUUGUUGUUGUUUUUUUUUUGUUUUGUUUUGUUUUGGUUUUGUUUUGUUUUAGUUAAUAAUAAAUUCAGACUAAGACACUGGGGCAACAUGCACCAUCAGAGACCAUAGUAGCAUCUUCCCCUGUUGAUUUGGCUCAUAUGGUUCAAACUUGAGUUUCACUGGAGCACUUCAUUUAAAGUAAGUUUUACCUUUUAGCUGACUGAUGCUGAGUUAGAGCAGAUACUUAUUUGCCAGAGUUUUAAAAAAAAAAAAAAAAAAAAAAAAGAAAAAAAAGGGUCAUUAAAAAACAGUUUUAUGUUUUAUCCCCCAAAUUA